Ochotona princeps (American pika) is the source of this 1802-nucleotide messenger RNA. It is a transcript of the gene SGCE, whose product is annotated as sarcoglycan epsilon. The record is from RefSeq and is a predicted model, not a curated record. Gene Ontology annotation, cellular component: sarcoglycan complex; membrane. Lineage: Eukaryota; Metazoa; Chordata; Mammalia; Lagomorpha; Ochotonidae. Bases 10 to 1527 code for a protein of 505 amino acids. The transcript is spliced from 12 exons.
GUUUGCGGGAUGCUGAUGCUCCACUGGCCAAGCUGGGAGGAAAAAAAAAGAAGAAGAAAGGCAGGGCAGGGAGAAUCGAGGACAGCCGGCCUAGGCAGGCCAGGAGUGCCAUUGCCCCGGUGGUGGGAGCUGGGAGACCCCCGUGCUUGGACGGGCCAGGGUCGGGGGACACGCAGGAUGAGCCCCGCGACCACUGGCACAUUCUUGCUGACAGCAUUUUUAUUAAGCUAUGCUGAUGGCAUAAAUGGAACAGUUUACUGGAAGACCAAACAGGCCAACAAUUUUAUUAUCAGCAGGAAAAUGGCUACUGGGAAGAAAGAUGUGUACACUAUUUUCUCUAAGGUGCACUCGGAUCGCAACGUGUACCCAUCCGCAGGUGUCCUCUUUGUGCAUGUCUUGGAAAGAGAGUAUUUUAAGGGGGAAUUUCCACCUUACCCAAAACCUGGCGAGAUUAGUAAUGAUCCUAUAACAUUUAACACAAAUUUAAUGGGUUACCCGGACCGACCUGGAUGGCUCCGCUAUAUCCAGAGGACACCCUACAGCGAUGGAGUCCUGUACGGGUCUCCAACAGCUGAAAAUGUGGGGAAACCGACUAUCAUUGAGAUAACUGCCUACAAUAGGCGCACCUUUGAGACUGCAAGGCAUAAUUUGAUAAUUAAUAUAAUGUCAGCAGAAGACUUCCCGUUGCCAUAUCAGGCAGAAUUCUUCAUAAAAAAUAUGAACGUGGAAGAGAUGUUGGCCAGUGAGGUUCUUGGAGACUUUCUUGGGGCAGUGAAAAAUGUGUGGCAGCCAGAGCGACUGAAUGCCAUCAACAUCACGUCGGCUCUGGACAGGGGUGGCCGUGUGCCGCUUCCCAUCAACAACAUGAAGGAGGGUGUUUAUGUCAUGGUUGGUGCCGAUGUUCCAUUUUCUUCUUGUUUACGAGAAGUUGAAAAUCCACAGAACCAGUUGAGAUGCAGUCAAGAAAUGGAACCUGUUAUAACAUGUGAUAAAAAAUUUCGUACUCAGUUUUACAUCGAUUGGUGCAAAAUUUCUUUGGUUGAUAAAACAAAGCAAGUGUCCACCUUUCAGGAAGUGAUUCGUGGAGAGGGGAUUUUACCUGAUGGUGGGGAAUACCAACCCCCUUCGGAAUCUCUGAAAAGCAGGGACUAUUAUACGGAUUUCCUGAUUACCCUGGCUGUGCCCUCGGCAGUAGCGCUGGUCCUUUUUGUAAUACUUGCUUAUAUCAUGUGCUGCCGACGGGAAGGAGUGGAAAAGAGAAACAUGCAAACACCAGACAUUCAACUGGUCCACCACAGUGCUAUUCAGAAAUCUACUAAGGAACUUCGAGACAUGUCCAAGAAUAGAGAAAUCGCGUGGCCCCUGUCCACGCUGCCCGUGUUCCACCCUGUCACAGGGGAGAUCCUGCCUCCUCUGCACACAGACAACUAUGACGGCACUAACAUGCCCUUGAUGGAGACACAGCAGAACUUGCCACACCCGACUCAGAUUCCCCAACAGCAGACCACAGGUAAAUGGUAUCCCUGAAGAAAGAAAGCUGACUGAAGCAAUGAACUUAUAAUCAGAUAAAAUAGCAGUUAUCUUGUGUGUCUGUUCCCUUCCUAUAAUGCAUGAGCUUUUCUGGGCUGUGGUAUGCAUGCUGACAGUUUUAAGUGUGUACCAAAUAGUAAUAAUACAACAUAGCUUUGAUUUUACUAAUGUUUUCUUUUGUACUUAAAGCAUUUUUGAGAAUUUGUAAAAUAUCAUCGACUUUAUAUUUGUUACAAUCAAAGUGAUCUUUAAAAUAAAUAUUAUUAAUGAAU